Molecule: messenger RNA, 1185 nt
Organism: Pseudocercospora fijiensis CIRAD86
Lineage: Eukaryota; Fungi; Ascomycota; Dothideomycetes; Mycosphaerellales; Mycosphaerellaceae
Exons: 1
Coding region: 1-1185 (394 amino acids)
Biological process (GO): fatty acid metabolic process
Cellular component (GO): mitochondrion
Molecular function (GO): trans-2-enoyl-CoA reductase (NADPH) activity
Source: RefSeq, a predicted model, not a curated record
AUGGCACCUUCAAGAGCACUGGCAACGACAGCCAGGGCAACCCUACACACCUCACGCCAGACCCCAUUCUCCCCGAUACAGAAACGCUACAUCUCAGCCUACGGCUACGAACAAGCCAAAUGCCUAACGCUCUCGAAAUUCGGCGAACCAAAAGACGUCCUCAAGCUCCACGGCCACAGCAUCUCACCCCCAAGCCGCGACCUCUUAACCCUAAAAUUCCUCGCCUCUCCCAUCAACCCUGCAGAUAUCAACCAAAUCCAAGGUGUCUACCCAACAAAACCCACAUGGACCACUGCCUUAGGGACUCCCGAGCCCAUCGCCGUAGGAGGCAAUGAAGGCGUCGCAGAAGUCCUCAGCGUGGGAGGGCAAGUCAAGGGGAUUGAGAAGGGAGACUGGGUCAUUCUGAAGAAACAGGGGUUCGGGACUUGGAGGACACAUGCGCAGACUACGGCGGAGAAUUUACUUGUGAUUAAAGAUAAAGAGGGUUUGAAACCUGAGCAGGUUGGCACUGUCAGUGUCAAUCCUUGCACUGCGUAUCGAAUGCUCAAGGAUUUUGUGGAUUUGAAGGAGGGAGAUUGGUUUUUGCAGAACGGUGCGAAUUCCGGGGUGGGGAGAGCUGCGAUUCAGUUGGGGAGGUUGUGGGGGUAUAAGAGUUUGAAUGUUGUGAGGAAGAGGGAGAGUGGACAUGAGGAGCUUAUGAGGGAUUUGAAGGGUUUGGGUGCGGAUGUUGUGGUUACGGAUGAGGAGGUGAGAGGGAAGGGGUUUAGGGAUCUAGUGAAGGAGUUUACGAAUGGUGGGAGAGAGAAGAUACGCUUGGGAUUGAAUUGUGUGGGUGGGAAGCUGGUGAAUGACAUGGCGAAACAUCUUGCGCCUGGGAGUAAGAUGGUUACGUAUGGUGCCAUGAGCAAGCAGCCGGUCGAGUUGCCCAUGGGUUUGCUCAUUUUCAAGGAUGUCAGCUUUCACGGGUUCUGGGUCAGUAGGUGGAGUGAGGGCAAUCCGGAGGCAAAGGAGGCUUGCGUGAAAGAGAUUUUGGACUUGACAAGGCAGGGCAAGUUCCAGGAUGUGCCGUUCGAUGCAGUCAAGUGGGAUCGAAGCACGGCGCAGGAGGAAUUGGUGGACGCUGUACAAGGUACGCUUGAAGGAUACCGGAGUGGAAAAGGCAUAUUCAUGUUUGGAGAUACGUGA